AAAAUACGGAAUUUGUAUGAUAAAUUUCUAACCUCCACAUUUUGUUUACUAAUUGUUUUUUAAUGCCUUGAUACAAUAAAUUACAUAAUGUUUCAAGCAGUUUUAAAGCGCUGUUUACUUCCGUCUAAUUUGAAAGUGUUAAGUGUAGCCCGCCCAGCGACUAUAAGAAGAAUUCAUGAAACUCCAGCUUUAAAACACGGCGAAUACGAAUGGCAGGAUCCUAAGUCAGAAGAAGAGGUUGUAAAUAUUGUCUACGUAACAAAGGACGGUAAAAAACACCCAGUAAGAGGCAAGGUUGGAGACAACGUGUUGUAUUUGGCGCACAGAUAUGGCAUCGAAAUGGAAGGAGCAUGCGAGGCAUCCCUAGCAUGUACAACCUGCCAUGUAUACGUCCAUGAGAAGUAUCUCGACCAGCUACCACCUUCGGAAGAGAAGGAGGACGAUUUAUUAGACAUGGCGCCAUUUUUAAAAGAGAAUUCUAGAUUAGGUUGUCAAAUAACACUAACCAAAGACCUAGAAGGCAUGGAACUACAGUUACCGAAUGCAACAAGAAACUUCUAUGUGGAUGGACAUAAGCCUACACCUCACUGAGUCGAAUUUCCAAUGUGCGUAAUGGCUGAACUCGAUAGUCAGUCUAAGCUAACUCUGCACCAUUUGGCAACUGUCAAAGGUUUACAUAGAUGGCGCUAUCUGAGUGCCUUUUUAGUUUUGCUCUAUGAGAAUUCAGGUCAUAAAAACAAGUAUGAGUUAUGUCGAACCAGUAAAUCUCCAUUGAUGGUCAGAAAAAAAUAUUUUGAAUUAGAAUUGACAUCUAUUUUAGGCAGCGUCCACACUCAUGAGACGCAUGUCUUGCGGCGCGCAACGGACGUCUCCGAAAAUGUACUGAGGAGACUUUUUUAGGGUUCCGUAGUCAACUAGGAACCCUUAUAG
Messenger RNA from Leguminivora glycinivorella, 930 nucleotides. RefSeq names its product adrenodoxin-like protein 1, mitochondrial (gene Fdx1). Gene Ontology annotation, biological process: P450-containing electron transport chain; positive regulation of oxidoreductase activity. The transcript has 5 exons. Gene Ontology annotation, molecular function: 2 iron, 2 sulfur cluster binding. Lineage: Eukaryota; Metazoa; Arthropoda; Insecta; Lepidoptera; Tortricidae. Gene Ontology annotation, cellular component: mitochondrion. The coding region runs from base 88 to 591 and encodes 167 amino acids. The record is from RefSeq and is a predicted model, not a curated record.